UUGAACUCAGAGAUCCGAGUGCUGGGAUUAAAGGUGUGCGUCACCACUGCCCGGCUGAGGCAUUUUUCCUAAGAAUGGGAACAACGGGUCUGCCUACACAUUUAACAUCUGUGUGCUCGCUGCAGGCAGGUACUGUUCUGAGGGCUGGGGACAAUAAGGUCCUAGCUUCAUGAGGCUCACAGAAGGAGCAGAUGAUGAGGGGAGGCUGACAUAGUAGGUGGGUGAGCAAGCAUUAGCUCAAGAUGACACUAUUCCCAAGUGCCCUCAUUCAGAGCCAUGCAAGAAUAGGCAUUACAGUCUUGUUCCCAACAACAAAAAUAUGGGCACCGCAGCCAUGACUGUGGGAACAUGGAGAUAUCUUUAAAAUGUUGAGUAAGGUAUAUCUCAGAGGACUUCAUCUCACUUAACACUAUUAUUAUUAUUACUAUUAUUUAAAAAGCACUGUUCAGGCACGUGAUGUCCAAAUUGGGAUUGAAAGGAGACAAGUCCAUGUGUUUGGAUCGGGGCUGUGACACCACUUUGAGUAAACUGGAGCAUAUAGAGGCCUGCUCGUGGAUAAUAAACUCAAGAACUAGAAGGGCAAAGAAAGAUGCCAGGGACCACCUGUCAGCCUGGCAGGAGUGUGCACAGAUCAUUACAUGUCCGUGUUGUGUGGAGCGUGAGGGGAAGGGGGCUUCCCGGGGGAUGAGUGUGUCCUCAGAAGGAGCACCUCUGAGGAGCUGUGGGAGGGUUCAGGGACUUGAACAGGUAGUGCCUGGUGGAGUACAGGUCUCAGAGCUCUCUCCUUGGAGAAGGCUGCCCACAGCCCAGUGCAGUACGGCCGCAAAACUCGGACCUUUUCUUCAUCAGCUAGCAAAGCCUCGCCUGUAGGAAGAAAACAGCCUUAGUAGGGGGAGCUGGGAAGCCUGCGAGUUCCUGCUCCCUUCUCAAGUUGGAGUGUAAAUUCCAGAUCUACAGAUCUUGAGUUUAUGUCCUGUGGAUUUCUGACAGAUCCUGCAUUUCUGAAGCUACCAUGCUGAUCAAAGUAUAGAAACUGCAUCCCAGUAGCUUCCUGCCAAGAUUUUCAACCUUGGUCACCAUUGCUCAGAUGUUGUGGUCACUUCUCUUUUAAAAGACAUUUUCCCUUGAAACAGCCCUAGUGGAGGGGGGGGGUCUCACACUCUGGAGACCUUUGUCAGAGCCCCUAAGCUUGAGGCUAGCGUUGGCACUGGGUAAAGUGGCCCUCGGGCUCACCAAGCUCUGACUUGACCAUAUCAAGACUAUCAGGACACAAGGGCCCCAAAGCCUAGGCGCCAGCAGUACAGAUCAAUUAUCCCGGCUCCAUGAAGUCAUUAUUGGGCCCUUGGGCACAGUGACUGUGCCAGAGAGAGGGUACUAUUGAUGCAAAUCAGUGAGCAGAUGAUCUCAAUCUAUAGGCACCACCUGACUUGCUGGGAUCUAGCAAGCAGGCCAGUUACCUCAGGCUUCUCUCUCAGCCAGCCAGAUACUCUAGGUGUGGGCCGGAUGGGUAUGGCCCAGGGACUGAUACUAUUUCGUCAACAUUCCCUAUUCUCAGUUGUGGGGAAGGAGAUGAGUCCAAAGUUGUGGUUAAUAUAAAUGAUACAUGUGUUUGGCUUUGCCAUGUGCUCAUAUGCUUAACUCCUCUGUGGUCAGGAGUGUCUCAUGGUAGAGGAAACUACAGUGGAGGAACCUGAGUCAGCCUCCUCUUAGGCUGCCUUCUCUCCAGCCAAAGAAUCUGAGUUUCAAAGAAUGUCUUACCGAGCUGGGGCUGUGGCCAUAGACUGAUAUAAAUAGAUGUCAGCCAGACUACAUGUGUUCACACUAGUUGAGAACUUGCAAAUGAGGUUUGCCUCAAGGAGCUUUGCAACAUGGUGCUCGAGGACACUGCUUUUAUGACGGGCAGACAGACUGUGUUCUGCAGGCCAUGUACUAGCUGAGGACCCUCACCCCCACCCCACCCCACCCCCGGUUAAUCAGUUUCACCGAGGCUGAUUACUCAUCUGUAACCUGAAGACCAAAAAGUCCUUAGGCAUGGGACAGAUGGGCUCGGCAGGUAAGGGUGCUUGCUUGCUACCACACCUGGCAACCUAAGUUCAGUAUCCAAGCCUCAUGUGGUGUAAGGAGAGAACAAACUCCUGCAAGCUAUCUGCUAAACACCCACACACACGUAAACAUUUUAAAGAAUUCUUAGGACUCACAAAGAAUCCAGUGAGACAUUUGUGAGGCCCUUUGUGUGAGCACCAGCACAGAUUCGGAGCUGAGAGAAAUCGGUGCACCCUCUCUGGCUUAUACCCAGGUAACCAGUCCCUGGCUUCCUACUUGGGGAGGGGUGGUGAAGCAUCCCUGGACUAUCCAGUGAAAGGAACUAAUGAUGUUAGGAAAUCCAAACUCAUGGGAGCAGACCCCUGCUCCAGAGACCACUGUGUGGCCAAAGCCAGGUGGCAUCCAGAGUGUCAGGAAAGAAGGGACUGAGGUCACUUGGCUGUGAGACUCUAGCUGAUCUGGGACUACUGAGGCAGCCAGUCCCUGAAUACUGAGCAUUUGUCACAGGCCAAGCACAGUUUUGGUCCGGAAGGAACAUCAGUCUUUGAUAGGCGGCACCACACUCCACUUGGCAGAGAGAGAGAGAGAGAGAGAUGCUGACCGGUCAGAACCUACACAUGGACAUCUUUCUUGGGACCUAAAACCUAGAUCUAGCAGGUAAAAGGGUAAGUUACUGUAGGUCUGGCUGUGUCUUGAACUGCCAUUCUGAUCAGAAGUCCUGAUCAUCAGCAACUGAUGAACCCUCACAUAUGACUCCCAAGAAAGCCCUGAUUUGGGAGGCCACACUCCUCCCUCAGCCACCACAGGAAUUCAGUGCACAUGUGAGCCUCGGCUCACACAAAGGCCUCACUGGCUAUGAAAGAAACAUGAAUCUAAGGCCAGGGACAAGGACAGCAAAUACAGGGACCCACAUGACUGCCCCCCUUCCCCACACUCUGGGCAGACAUCAAUAAUUGAUGGCAGCUGUCUUCGUGGCAUGAUCUCCCAGUUGUAUAUAAAGGGAGCCUUCCAGGCCCAAAUUAAGGUACCAUGCCAGGCAGAAAAUGUUGACACCCAUGUAAAGAACAUUUUUUGCCCUUCCAUGUUCAUUCUCAAAAACCCUGGGGGCUGAGAGACACCACGUGUGUGAUGGUUGGGAGUGUUCCCAUUUGACAGGUUAACAGACAGGAAGAGGUCAGUACCUGGGUGAGGGUAUAUAUACAGGACAUGGGAAGAGAUCAGGUGUGAACAUAGAAGACUUCGUGGGGCUGUGAGUAUUUUGGGUGCAGUCUCCAGCACGGAGCAUCCAUUGCCAUGCCUCAGAAAAUUGAGGAAAUAGAGGACUUUCUGCUCACAGCCCAGCAGAAGGAUGCCAAAUCUGUCAAGAUCAAGAACAAGGAUAACAUGAAGUUCAAGGUUCACUGCAGCAGGUACCUUUACACCCUUGUCAUCACAGAUAAAGAGAAGACUGAGAAGUUAAAACAGUCACUGCCCCCUGGUUUGGCAGUGAAGGAGCUAAAAUGAACCAGACCUCUGUGUUUUGACUAUGAAAAGUCAAGAAAAGAGAGAAAGCUAUGUGGAGGCCCAUGUUGAACCCCAUGUGAUCUUGAUCUCUAUUAAACGUGUGGGGCAAAAGUGAGUUUAGCUGCACCCACCACCCAGCUUUGAGCAACUGGGGAGGUUGU
Molecule: messenger RNA, 3707 nt
Organism: Peromyscus leucopus (white-footed mouse)
Lineage: Eukaryota; Metazoa; Chordata; Mammalia; Rodentia; Cricetidae
Product: 60S ribosomal protein L38-like
Exons: 1
Coding region: 3337-3546 (69 amino acids)
Biological process (GO): protein-RNA complex assembly; translation
Cellular component (GO): ribosome; cytosolic large ribosomal subunit
Molecular function (GO): structural constituent of ribosome
Source: RefSeq, a predicted model, not a curated record